Didymodactylos carnosus is the source of this 1827-nucleotide messenger RNA. NCBI's taxonomy places the organism in Eukaryota, Metazoa, Rotifera, Eurotatoria, Philodinida, Philodinidae. The record is from the annotation of a GenBank genome assembly.
AUGGCUUCAGUGCGUUUAAAAUCUCUUGGUUUUAUGUGGUACACAUUUAUCUGUUUCAUUCUUCAAAUAUGUUCAAUUCUUGACGAUUUUCGCACUAUUCGUUAUUAUGAUUCUCUUACUUGGCCACAAAAACCGUAUAAUAUUUUAACAAUAUCAUUAACAUGUUUGGCUAUUAGUCUCAUUGGUGGUCCAUUAUGUUCAAUUAUGAACUUAAUCAAAGUAGGAAGUUUAGUUGAAGAUCAUUUUCAAUUUGGAUUAGAAUAUGAUUUAAAUCAGAAACAAAAUCGUUUAGCAAUACCAUUUGUCUCUCUGGCAGAAAUACAAAUCACAUUGUUACUAUUACUACCAAAAAUUUUAUUAGAAGGAGAAGAAAUUAAAGCUCAAUUAAAAUCUGAAGGUUUUGUAUUCGAAUCUGAUUUAGAUUUUCUAUUAGGUACGGCUGAUCAACGUAUUAAUUUGUACAAUCAAUCUACGAUCACAUUUUAUCGUUCAUUAACAUUUUCCUAUUAUAAACCUGUUGUUUCAUGUGAACUUUUGUAUUAUUUUCUCGUAUUAUGUCGUUUAUCAUAUUUAUAUGCAUCAGCCUUUUGGCAUUCAAAUAUAUGUUAUUGUAUAUUAUGCAAUCUUCAUUCAAUUCUCGUAUUAACAUUGUGCAUAUUUACUGUAGCAACAUUCGAAGUUUUAUAUAAAAAUAUGACACUCUUAUUUUCAUCCGUAACCGUAUUACAAAUAUCGAAUUUUAUACAGACACCUCUGAUAUUAUUAAUUUUUUUGUUUUUGGGACUACUAUUAAUAUUAUUGACAAAUCAUUGUCUUUAUUAUUUUGGUUAUAUUCUUUAUGAACAAUCAUUGCUUAGACUAAAAAAUCAAUUAAUUCGAUUAUCAAAUUUAGAUGAUAAAUAUUUUACUAAUAAAGAUCGUCCAUUACGUCGUGCCCUAUUAUUUUAUCUAUUAUUUGUCUUUCUUAGUUUACUCUGUUUUGUAUUGUACAUUUAUCACAUCAUUAAAAUGUUUCAACAAGGAAUUUAUGAUUUAUUAUUAAUUAUUCAAUUAGGACUAUUUGUAUUUUAUCUUCUAUUCUCAUUGAGUUUAUUUGUCUUUUUAACAUGUACACGUGUUUGGCAUUUUCAAUUUUCACCCUCAUCCAAAUAUCAAUGUUGGAAUCAUUUAAAUUCUCAUCAUAGUGCUGUUGAACAACAACCACAAACAUCCCAAAGUAUUACAUCAACAUCAGAAGAAAGUUCAAAUAGUAGUAGAAAUAAUAUUAUUGAUCAAAUUGUGUAUAAUCGUCGACCAAUUACUCAUUCAACAAAUGUUGAAGAUAAAUUAUUUACAAUCGAUACUUCUCAACAUGAAUAUAGUUGUGCACAACGUACAGUUAAUAUACCAACAGUGAGUAGUCGGGGUUUAACUGUACUAGAUGAAGAUGGAAUACAUCUUACAUCAUCUAUGAAUAGUAACAAUUAUUCUCACUCUCAUAGUAGAACAUUGAUUAAUCCAUAUGAUAAUCGUACAUUAACAUCAAAUAUUGAUAAAACUCAUCAUGCCUCAUCUACAUACUCAUUUGUAUGUUUAAAUAAAGAUGAGAAUAACGAACAAACAUCAGAACACUCUAAACAACUAAUAAAUGUUCACGAACAUGUAUCAACAAGUGUUGAUGAUAUUGAUUCAGGAAAUCAUUCAUCAUCGACAUUAUCUCAACAACAUCAAGUUAUACAUCAUCAUCAUCAUCAUCAUCACCAUGAUCAUGAUCGACCAUUAAUACAUCCAAAUUAUCAAAGAAUAAAAGCAGGUGUAACCACCGAUACAUUACUUGUCAUGCACUAA